AUGACCCGCUUCUCCAGCUGCAGAAGCAGCAACAAAAACAACAACAACAACACUUUUCUCUUCCUCACAACUCUCCUCUUCACCCUCCUCUCCAUCCUCCUAACCUCCCACACAACUUCUGCCGGCGGCUACACCUUCCAAAACCCCACCGCCGCAACCCGCUGGUCCACCGGCCAACCAGGCCUCAUCACCAUCGUAUCCACUGACGCCGCCAAGGCCGACACACCCACCACCUCCCGUCUCCUCACCAUCACCCUCCGCAUCUCCUCUGGAGGAAUCUUUGGAAGCAGUACUACUGUUGCAGUUAUCAAGGAUGCGUUCCAGUUGCUUGUGCCCGUUGGUUCGACGACAGGAAGUGUGACGCUCACGAUAUCGGAUUGGAUUGUUCCGGCGACCUUGGCCGCGGGGGACAAGUAUACUGUGCACCUUGCUAGGACGAAGGAUGGCUUCUUUGAUAUCCCGGAUAGCGUGGAUUCUCCUACCUUCCAGAUCGUCGCAGCACAGAGCAAAGCCUUCCAACCGGCUUCAGGAACAAGCCCUUGCUCCUGUGGAGCUGCAUUAAUUGUCCCCAACAUCGCCGAGAGUGCCAGCAGUGCUUCUAGUAACAAGAACACGUUCCAGAGCACCGGUGGUCCUACCACCGCCUUGGCUUUCUUGCUCCUCGUCGUCAUGACCUUGUUCUAA
Molecule: messenger RNA, 684 nt
Organism: Linnemannia hyalina
Lineage: Eukaryota; Fungi; Mortierellomycota; Mortierellomycetes; Mortierellales; Mortierellaceae
Source: the annotation of a GenBank genome assembly